CGGAACGUGCCACUCGCCUGGCGUUACUUGAUGAGUAUAACACGUCCAUGGCAGACUACCUCCACAAGAGCAUCGCAUGGGCCACCGCUGACAACCGCGCCUGCACCAUCCUCCUCGGCGCACUCCCCGACGCUCUCAUGCGCCGUUUUCAAGCUCGCGAGAUGCGCGCCUCCCUCAUUUGGGCCGAGCUCCAGGCGAUGUUUGAGCGUCGCGACAUCAGCUCGGUCGGCGUCCUUUUCCAGGAGUACUUCUCCAUCACCCUCGCUACGUGUGACGGCGCAGUUGACUAUGUGGGGCGCAUGCAGGAGGUCGCUGAUCGCCUUGCGGCACGCCAAGCUGCCCUCCCCGAACCACUCCAAAUCCAUCGCCUCCUCUACAACCUCACUCCGGACUACGAGUCCCACCUCCAUGCCUUCACUGAGGCAAACUCCAUGGCUGGCCUCAACGACGUGGUCCAGUGGAUCAUUGACACAGAGCCGGAUCAGCAGCAGCAACAGCAGCAGCAGCAGCCGGGGCAGCAGCAGCAGCAGCAGCAGCAGCAGCAGCAGCAGCAGCAGCAGCAGCAGCAGCAGCAGCAGCAGCAGCAGCAACAGCAGCAGCAGCAGCAGCGGCAGCAACCGGGGCAGCAGCAGCAGCAGCAGCAACCGGGACAGCAGCAGCAGCAACAGCCGCAGCAGACACAGCAGCAGCACGCUCCUUGA
Closterium sp. Naga37s-1 is the source of this 701-nucleotide messenger RNA. The record is from the annotation of a GenBank genome assembly. Lineage: Eukaryota; Viridiplantae; Streptophyta; Zygnematophyceae; Desmidiales; Closteriaceae.